Parnassius apollo (apollo) is the source of this 372-nucleotide messenger RNA. The record is from the annotation of a GenBank genome assembly. NCBI's taxonomy places the organism in Eukaryota, Metazoa, Arthropoda, Insecta, Lepidoptera, Papilionidae.
AUGGUUUACUGGGCGAAGAUGAAGAGAUUGGCGAUGACAGCGGCCAUGCAGCUCAAUGUAUUCGUGAGCCACAUUCCGAUGACGAGGACGCCGUUUAUAUUGGGAGUGAUCACGACACCAAUUCUGAAAGCUCCAAUACUGAAGUACAGGGUAGUAACUUGGACAAUGUACCAAGCCUUAGAUAUGCCUGAUCAACCAAGUACAUCGCAAGCUGAUAUUUUACCGAGAGAUCAGCGCCAAUAUUGCUAUACUGCAAGUGUAGCAAUAUUUGCGCUGAUCAUAAGAAACGAACAAAUACUGCUUAUCUUUGCACUGUCUGUAAGAAGCCAAUCUGCCUUACUUGUUCCAAAAAGAUAUGUCAAGAAUGUGUAA